Molecule: messenger RNA, 1253 nt
Organism: Habropoda laboriosa
Lineage: Eukaryota; Metazoa; Arthropoda; Insecta; Hymenoptera; Apidae
Product: 15-hydroxyprostaglandin dehydrogenase [NAD(+)]-like
Exons: 6
Coding region: 377-1186 (269 amino acids)
Cellular component (GO): cytoplasm
Molecular function (GO): oxidoreductase activity, acting on the CH-OH group of donors, NAD or NADP as acceptor
Source: RefSeq, a predicted model, not a curated record
GUAACCACAAAGACGUCCAUUAUCUCGCCUCUGGUCAACAUUUCUACAAACUUUGCUCGCCGAAUUCCUCGACUUCGCAAGAGGAGACACAAAAUGAAGAUCGUUUCUUCGGUGAAAAUCGCCUAAAAUUGUCUCGUAAACCUUUCAAAUUCGGCAUAUUGCACGCUGAACUAAUCAGAGAUCGCCUCUUUCUUAUCUCUUACGUUGACAAUUGUUGGUAAUACUUGAAGUGCACGAUUCAUUUUGUACCAGUACGUCUUCUUCGGCGAAGGAAACUGUAUCGAAGGUAUUAGAAGUGAAGGAAGAAUAGGGAAGAAUCAAGUGUUCGUCGAUUUUUAUUGUUUUCGAGAGAAAGAAGUUUGGUAGAGUUUGAAAUAUGCAGAUUAAGGAUAAAAGAGUCAUCGUGACAGGAGGUGCGAGUGAUUUGGGCACGAGUAUUAGCAGAGAAUUGCUGAGGAAUGGCGCCUCCAUGAUCGCGAUAAUCGAUUUUCGGGGAGCUUCUGGCAACGAAGCGAUGGAACUACUGAACAAGGAGUUUGGGCGCAAUCGUGUUGAAUUUUUUCCUUGUAACGUUGCGAACAAUUCUGAAUUCGAUGAAACUUUUAAGAAAGCUGUGGAUACACUCGGUGGCCUAGAGAUUCUAGUAAACAAUGUCGGGGUGAUUAAUGAAGAUGAUUUCAAGAAUACCAUUGACGUAAACGUGACUUCCGUGAUACGCGGAACUCUUCUAGGAUUGCAACAAAUGCAAAAGGACCUCGGAGGGAAAGGGGGUGUUAUCGUGAAUAUUUCGUCUAUGGCCGGUUUGCACUCCUUAUCCGAGUUUCCAGUAUAUUCUGCGACGAAACAUGCUGUGGUUAGCUUCAGCCGUUCCUUCGCGCAACCUUAUCAUUAUCAAAGAACUGGAGUAAGGGUAAUAGUAAUGUGUCCUGAGCUCAUUCCUACCACAGCCACGCAGUUGAAUGCAGAAUUUGCUGUUGUUGUACCAGAAUUGGUACAGAAAUAUUUCAAAAGAUUUCACAGUGUCGCGCAUGGGGUAGUGUACGUGAUCAGAUGCGCCCAAAACGGAAGUAUUUGGAUCAGCGAGGACGGAAAGCCUGUCUACGAGAUACAAUUAUUCGACAGUCUGCCUCAAAAACCCGACGAUACCACAUUCGACGAAAAUACUUCAGCAUACAAGCUUAAUUAAACUUGAGAAAUUCUGUAAAUAGAGCUUUAGUAUUAUUGUUGCAAUUUUUGCUAUUUUUUUAUUACGC